UAGAAAUUAAGAUAGAGAGAAUACUCGUUAAAACAAGUGCUGCGAAUGAAAAUGAAGUUCAAAUCGCGUAUAUAUAGACUUUCGAAAACAAAUAAAAAAAAUAAAAUUGCGAUCGUCGGUCGCUCGCCGAUCGGAGGCUGCAAUAGGAAGCGAGCCGAUCGGCGAGCGCUUGCCGAUUUGGUGCUCGCCAGCUGCAAUAGUUCGGCGAGCGGACCGUCGAGCGCCAAAAAUCGGCGAGCCAGUGCGCUCGCCUCUAUUGCGGAUGCUCUAAUCGCGGACUAUUAGAAUUUAGAGUUUGAGAAGAAACAAAGAAAGGCAUCAAAUUUUCAGCAACUCUUUGUGCUAGUUUAUUCCAGGACAAUUAGUCACCCAUCGCUAAACACAUACCUCCGCAAUGAUUUUACACUUUUCACAGUCCAUCGACGAGAUCCUUCGCCCUUCGCUUUACCCGCCAGAGGAAGAAGCUCGGAUUCCUCAUGAAUCAUGCUCUCUUCCUCCAAAAUUUCACAGCUCUCGACUCCAAACUCCGCAAUAUUAAUAUGAAGAAGGUUAAGAGGCUCAAUCGUCGAACAAACAGCCUUGAAAGCAGCCACAUAGAGGGAAUACUGGAGAUCAAACAGACUCCUACACUUUCCUUUCAUGAAGAAACUCAAGGCCUGAAGCGCGUCAACGUCAAGAGCAGUCCCGCUUUCGGAAAUAUACAAGAAAGGCCUCCAGAAUCCAGAUCUACGCAGGAACCACUCCUUCGUGAAUAUAUCAAACAGUACAUCUCCCUUGUUUUGUUUGCUGAGCUGGGUUUAUUUAAAUAUCCAGCAGGUGCUGUGUUGUGCACUCUUUGCUCUUCAAUCUUCAAAGUGAUUUUGUGUGUGUGUUUUUGGUAUGUAUGCUACCGACAAGAAACAGGAGAAAUAUUAGAAUACUGAUUAGUCGGUGGAGUAUUACAAAGGGAUGAGAAAAAUUCCAAAAAAUCGUGUCUUUUCUUGUAAAUGCUGGAGUACUUUUGAUGAUAUGUACUACUACAAGUUAACACUGUUUGAUUGAGUUAUAGUAUUAUUUUCCCCCUUUCUUGCUUGGGUUGUGAAGCUUUGAUUUAACUUGUAAUAGAAUCUAUUUCUUGCUUUGGCUAAAUAGAGAAGAGAAGCCUUAUGGAAGUGCUUCCAUUAAGUUUGAUAAGAUUCUUAGACGAAUGGGAAGUCAGGCUGCUGAUCAUACUCAGCCUCGUCUUGCAAAUUUUGCUGAUCACUCUGGGUACUCGAAGGAAGUAUAUAUACACACUCUGGAUCCGAAUCAUUCUCUGGUCUGCUUACUUAUUAGCAGAUUGGGUGGCCGUUGUUUUACUUGGUACUAUCUCCCUUGAUGCAUGCCAAAACAAGAUCAAUGAUUCAACUGAGGUGGUUCUGGGCUCAGUUCCUUCUGCUGCAUUUAGGCACCAUCACAGCAUAUUCUCUUGAAGAUAAUGAGCUGUGGCUGAGGCAUUUGGUGGGAAUGGGGAUUCAGACUGGCCUUGCUUUCUAUAUCCUACUUGUUGCUUUCCACAGCUCGGAUUGGCUUCCCUAUAUGAGUGUCCUCAUCUUCAUUGCAGGUGGAAUCAAGUAUAUUAUGACAAAACCAAAUGCUACUUCGGCUGCUUUUGAUAUUAUUGAGAUUGAGUUUGGAUUCUUGUUUGACGCGAAAGCAUCUGUGGUCUAUAAUCUCAGGGGGUGUAUCCUUCGGCUGAUCACCUUCUCGUUCACGCUCAUCUCAUGGAUGUUCUUCUUCUUCUUCUUCUUCUUCUUCUUCUUCAAGUGGGAGAAAGGGAAGUACAAGAGGUUGGACUUGGUGAUCACUCUCACUUGUUGCUUGGGGUGGCUGUCUUGUCUUCUUGGAGAUAUAUGCUGUUAGGGCUGUCGGGAACUCAGACUGGACGCAUAGGCUCUGGGAGAGUGACAGAACAACUAGUUUUGCUUGAGUAAUUCAGAAGCCAGUCAAGAAGAGAUGGUCCUGUUCAACACAAUCUACUUGAUCUUUGUGUUGGAAGCAAAUUUGCAAUGUUGCCAAGAGGCAUCACAAAUGUUACUAGAAUCUAUCACUACCUUGAAAAGCAGUGGCACCAGUCGUUCUCCAUAGAUUCAUACCAAAAAUAGGAAGGCAAAAGUUAUUAAGUAGUUUGCAAAUAUUUAUAAAAUUAAUAAUCAUAAAUUAAAACUACUUCUAAUUAAUAUUCAAAUACUUUCACAUA
Messenger RNA from Salvia splendens (bonfire salvia), 2218 nucleotides. RefSeq lists its product as uncharacterized. The transcript is spliced from 3 exons. NCBI's taxonomy places the organism in Eukaryota, Viridiplantae, Streptophyta, Magnoliopsida, Lamiales, Lamiaceae. Bases 1357 to 1881 code for a protein of 174 amino acids. The record is from RefSeq and is a predicted model, not a curated record.